This is a messenger RNA of Suillus subaureus, 913 nucleotides long. RefSeq lists its product as uncharacterized. Bases 178 to 753 code for a protein of 191 amino acids. Lineage: Eukaryota; Fungi; Basidiomycota; Agaricomycetes; Boletales; Suillaceae. The transcript has 5 exons. The record is from RefSeq and is a predicted model, not a curated record.
GUAGCAAAGGCUUAUACUCGCAUCAGAAUUAUGAUCUGUGUCCAUUUCGCUAAAAUCAAAGAGGACUUGAUGAGACGGAACAAUAUUCUUCCGAUGUGGGUCCACAGAACGCAGGCAUUCUGAUUCAAUGUACUGUGGACACAUCUAGCUACGCGCUCGCCCUUGAUCAGAAUAUCGAUGCUGUCCGCAUGGGAUGACGCUUUGGUCAGCCUGAUCAAGGGUUCUCCUUUGAUUCGUGUAUAUGUAAUGUUACCUUCAUCGUGGAAUAUAGAUAUGUCCAUCUCCUCUGUACUAUCAAUCCUCGAGGCCCUAUUGAAGGGCCCAGUUUGGAUGCUACGGAAAGUAUUCUCCAUAUUCUUUGGCAGGAAAGAGUCCCCGCCACUGCCGACACAAUCCGUGGCUUUAUGUUCACUAUCUGAUUCACCAUACGACUUGCAGCCGCAAAGAUCAACUUACCCGCCACCGCGCCCAGCAGCAGAAUACUCUCAAUCCCCUCCCGCUCAUCAAUCACCUUCGCAGCAGCAAAGGUCUACUUACCCUCCACUACGUCCAGCGGCCGAACACUCAAUCCCAUUCCGCCCAUCAAUCACCUUUGCAGCAGCAAAGAUCAACUUACCCACUACUACGCCCAGUGGCCGAACAUUACCAAUCCCUUUCCGCCCAUCAAUCACCUUCGCAGUACACACACCCUCAGCCUUAUCGCCAACCGAGUAUACGAAUCCCUGCACAUCGCACGCCCCCCGUAUCUCCUGAUGUUGCUCCGGUGACUGAACCUGUCCGAAGUCAUAUCCCUCAGGUUUGUCUUAGUAUGAUCCAUCUGCCAGUGCUAUUUACUCACCUCUUCGAAAUACUCUCAAUCCCUAUCAAUUACCUUUGCAGUACACACCCUCUCAGCCUCAUCGCCAACAGAACU